AUGUCUGCCGAAGAGGACACCACUAUUGUGGAGGAUGAAUCUAUGGAGGAAGGUUCCGUGACUCAAGAGGCAACCGAAGAAACUGAAGAGGAAGAAGAUCAAGACCAGGGGGACGAAGCUGGUCCAUCCGAUCGGAGAAGAUCUUCUCGUAAGAAGGGUGGAAAAGGUGCGAAGAAGGCUUCAAAGAAGGCCGCUGCUGCAGCUGCUAAAGCUGAAAUUCCGGAUCCCUACACUGCGAGUAGCGAGGAAGUCUGUGCAGCUAUUGGAUUGACUGAUGUGCAGUUCGACUAUGAUCUGGAAGAGUUUCAAGGAAUCACGAAUCUCAAGAACUUCUCUGCUGUCGUUAAAGCGCAAAUACUCGAGGCUAAUCCGGGAACGAAUGUUUCGAAAUUGUAUCCAAUGUACCAAGUGAAAUACAAGGAGUAUCAAGAUCAUAUGACUGCUCAAGGAAAACCAGUCCAGAAACAGCAGAGAGGAAGCAAAACUCCAGCGGUGGCUACUCCAGUCGCGCCACCUAGAAGUGCUCCAACAAAAACUCGUUCUGCUAGAAAGAAGCGUCGUGAUUCCGAGGCACCGGACAGUGAUCAAGAAUUCGAGAACUUCAUAAAGCAGCAAGAACAGCUUGAAGAUGACAAAGUCAAAGAGAAGGAGGAUGCUAAAGUGAAAAGAGCUGUUCAAAAGCAGGAGAAGAAGAAGGAAGCUUUGGAAGCAGCUCGUGCUGCCAAAAAGGCCAAACUCGAACAAGGGGAAGAGGUUGAGAACAACGAUUUCUGUGAGACUUGCAAAGUUGGAGGAGAGCUUGUUCUCUGUGAUACAUGCCCACGAGCCUAUCACACGGGCUGUAUGGAUGAGGAUCCGCCAGAAGGAGACUGGAGUUGUCCACACUGCAUUGAGCACGGCCCAGAAGUCAUCAAAGAGGAGCCUACCAAGCAGAACGAUGAUUUCUGUAAAAUCUGCAAAGAGACCGAAAAUCUUCUUCUCUGUGACAGUUGCGUUUGUGCUUUCCACGCGUAUUGCAUUGAUCCACCUCUUACUCAAGUACCACAGGAAGAAACAUGGGCUUGUCCUCGUUGCGAGUGUGUCAAACCCGAGCAAAAGUCUGAGAAAAUUUUGUGUUGGCGCUGGAAGGAAAUUUCGUACCCAGACCCUGUACCAGAGGGUACAGUGCCAACUGAAGAUGAUGCGUUGCUCAAACCUCCCCGUAAAAUGGCACCACGACGAGAGCGCGAGUUCUUCAUCAAAUGGAAGUACUUGUCUUAUUGGCAAUGCUCCUGGGUCUCCGAAAUGAUGCUUGAAGUGCAUUUCCGUAUGGUGAGUUCUAAUUUUCAAUACAUGAUGUACUUCCGCAGGAAUGACUCAGAAAUCCCUCCAGAGUUCGAAGAGUCUACAGCAUCCCGCCAUCACUCGGAUAAUGACCCAUACAAACUCCGUGAGAAGUACUAUCAAUUUGGUGUGAAGCCAGAAUGGAUGCAAAUUCAUCGUAUCAUCAACCAUCAGUCUUAUGCGAAGUCUCAACAAGAUUAUCUUGUCAAAUGGAAGGAACUUUCUUAUGACGCGGCUACCUGGGAACGAGAUGAUGCAGAUAUUGCCAACUAUGAAGAGGCUAUUAUCAAGUACUGGCAACAUCGUGAAAGAAUGCUCAAUGACGAUGUGCCAAAGAAUGUGCAGAAAAUGAUAGCAAAACAUCGUGAAGCUAAAGGACUUCCACCGAAAGAGGAGGAGUCUAGAAGACCGAAGAAGCGUGAGAAGGUCGAUAUCCGAAAGAAGUACGAUGUGCAGCCAGACUAUGUCUCCGAAACCGGAGGAAAUCUUCACCCAUAUCAGCUGGAAGGAAUAAACUGGCUUCGCCAUUGUUGGUCCAACGGAACGGAUGCCAUUCUUGCCGACGAAAUGGGUCUCGGAAAGACUGUUCAGUCGCUUACAUUUUUGUACACUCUCAUGAAAGAAGGACAUUGCAAGGGACCCUUCCUCAUCGCUGCUCCACUCUCCACGAUCAUCAAUUGGGAGCGUGAAGCUGAACAGUGGUGUCCAGAUUUUUAUGUGGUUACAUACGUCGGAGACCGUGAUUCCCGUGUUGUUCUUCGAGAACAUGAGUUUUCAUUUGUUGAUGGAGCCGUCAGAACGGGUCCGAAAGCAGGAAGAAUGAAGACUACUGAUAACUUGAAAUUCCAUGUUUUGCUUACUUCCUACGAGACAAUCAACAUGGAUAAAACUAUACUUUCUUCCAUUGAGUGGGGUGCAUUGGUUGUGGACGAAGCUCAUCGAUUGAAGAACAACCAGUCGCUCUUCUUCAAAAAUCUCAACGAGUACACUAUUCACUAUCGCGUUCUUCUGACCGGAACUCCGCUUCAGAACAAUUUGGAGGAACUUUUCCAUUUGCUGAAUUUCUUGUCAAAAGAGCGUUUCAACCAACUUGAGGCUUUCACUGCUGAGUUCUCAGAGAUUUCCAAAGAGGAUCAAAUCGAAAAGCUUCAUAAUCUCCUCGGACCUCACAUGUUGCGUCGUUUGAAGGCUGAUGUGUUGACUGGAAUGCCAUCCAAAUCCGAAUUGAUCGUUCGUGUCGAGUUGAGUCAAAUGCAAAAGAAGUGGUACAAGAACAUUCUGACCCGUAAUUUCGACGCUUUGAAUGUGAAGAAUGGUGGAACCCAAAUGUCUCUUAUGAACGUGCUCAUGGAGCUUAAGAAGUGUUGUAACCACCCAUACCUAUUCGUCAAGGCAUCGCUUGAAGCACCAAAAGAAAAGAACGGUAUGUACGAGGGAACCGCUCUUAUAAAGAAUUCCGGAAAGUUCGUACUCCUUCAAAAAAUGUUGAGAAAGCUUAAAGACACAGGACACAGAGUUCUUAUAUUCUCUCAAAUGACUAUGAUGAUGGACAUAUUGGAAGAUUUCUGCGACGUUGAAGGCUACAAAUAUGAGAGAAUCGACGGAAGUAUCACUGGCCAAAUGAGACAGGAUGCUAUUGAUAGAUACAAUGCUCCAGGUGCUCAACAGUUCGUCUUCCUUCUCUCUACUCGUGCUGGAGGUCUCGGUAUCAACUUGGCUACCGCCGAUACUGUCAUCAUUUACGAUUCGGAUUGGAACCCUCACAACGAUAUCCAAGCUUUCUCUCGUGCCCAUCGUCUUGGACAAAAACACAAAGUUAUGAUUUAUCGUUUCGUAACAAAGAAUUCAGUUGAAGAGAGAAUCACCACUGUUGCCAAGAAGAAGAUGCUUUUGAAUCACUUGGUUGUACGUGCUGGAUUGGGAGGCAAAGAAGGAAAGAGUAUGAGUAAAACUGAACUAGAUGAUGUGCUCCGAUGGGGAACUGAAGAGCUGUUCAAGGAAGACGAGGCCGUUGCUGAAGGUGCUGAAGGAGCCGAAGGUGCGGAGAAAAAGGGAACGACCCAAGAAAUCGUUUGGGACGACGCUGCUGUCGAUUUCCUUUUGGAUCGUGACAAGAAGGAGGAGACAGGCCCAGGUCCUGAAGACGGUGAAGGAAAGGCUGAUUGGCAGAAUGAGUACCUCAGUUCAUUCAAGGUUGCCAGUUAUCAAACUAAGGAAGCCGAAGGACAAGAGGAGGAAGAGGAGGAUGAGAUAGAAGUGAUGAAAGAAGGAGAUGAGAAGGAACCUGAUCCAGAUUACUGGGAGAAGCUUCUGAAGCAUCACUACGAACAAGACAAAGAGAUUGAAGCUCAAAAGCUCGGAAAAGGAAAGCGUGUUCGAAAACAAAUCAACUAUGCUAGCGAGAACAUGGGCACUGAUUGGAGCAAGCAGAACCAACCUCAAGAAGAUGACGAUGACAACGAAUCGUAUCAUGGGUCUGAUAAUGGCGACCCGUUGAACUCUGACGACGAUGAUUACGAUGAAAAGCGAAAGAAACGUCGUGACGAAAAUAACGAGAAAAUGCCUCCACUCAUGGCGAAAGUUAACGGCCAAGUCGAGAUUCUGGGCUUCAAUCCACGCCAGAGGAAGGCAUUCUAUGGGGCAGUGAUGCGUUGGGGUAUGCCACCACAGGACUCUCACCAAUCUCAAUGGCUGGUUCGCGAUUUGAGAAACAAAUCAGAGAAGGUGUUCCGCGCUUAUGCAUCACUCUUCAUGCGUCACUUGUGCGAACCAGGAGCUGAUGGACAUGACACUUUUAACGAUGGAGUGCCUAGAGAAGGGCUCAAUCGCCAGCACGUUCUCGGACGUAUUGGAUUGUUGAGUCUAGUUCGCCGCAAAGUUAAUGAGUUCGAAGAUUUUAAUGGCGCUUGGUCGAUGCCGGAAGUUCAAGACGAGAUUCUCUCUAAGGCUGCCAAUGGAUCUGCAGAAGAAUCGUCUAGAAACUCACCAAAGCCCAAAGACGUUAAAGAGGAAGUUAAAGAAGAGAAAGAAGCAACACCGGUAACAACACAAGAUGAGCCAAUGGAGAAGACUGACGAUGCCAUGGAGAGCACAUCUGAAGAGACACCAGAUGCUGAAAAGACUUCUGAGAAUACCGAAACUGCAGCCGAAGCUUCGGCCGAAGAACCCGUUCAAAAAGAUGAGCCAAUGGAAACUAAUGCGCCAGUAGAGGAAGUGAAGGAGGAAGAAAAGAAGCCAAAAGCAGCUCGCCCACCAUUCAAGUUUAAUAUCUGCGAUGGAGGCUUCACAGAGCUCCAUGCUUUGUGGACCAAUGAAGAGAAAGUUGCUCGAAAUGGAAGAGAGUACGAGAUCUGGUAUCGCCGACACGAUUACUGGCUUUUGGCGGGAGUCAUGCUUCACGGAUAUGGCAGAUUCCAAGCUAACUUCAAUGACAUCAUCAAUGAUCCAAAGUUCGCUAUUCUGAACGAGCCAUUCAAGGAGGCUGGUGCCGAUGCGGUUAUCUCAGCUGAUCUCAAAUCGAAAUUCAUGCAACGACGUUUCAAACUUCUUGAGCAAUCACUUGUCAUCGAGGAACAACUCCGCCGUGCCGCUCAUGCAAAUCGUCAUCUUACACCAGACAACGUUGGACCACUGGCUCAACGUUUUGCUGAUUUGGAGAAUAUUGCUGAAUCACAGGCAAAUAUUGCAAAAGAAAGUGCUGCAGGAAACCGCAACGCCAAUGCAGUUCUUCACAAAUGCUUGGUCCAACUUGAUGAGAUUCUCUCUGAUAUGAAGUCCGAUGUUUCUCGCCUACCGGCUACAUUCACUCAGCUAUCAUCGGUUACUGAACGUUUGAAUAUGACAGAGAGACAAAUUCUCUCUCGUUUGACCACUAAAGAUGAAGAUGCUAAAGCCGGUCGGACUCCAAUUCCACCACCAGGACCAUUUGUAACUCCAGUUCUUCGCCAACAAAUGGAUGGCAUACAACCGAAGUUUGCCGCUCUUUACAGCAAAUUCAUGAGCGAAAACGGAGAAAGAAUGGAAGAGGAUGAGCCAGUUCAGGCUGAACCGGAAGAUGUUCCAGUCAAAGAAGAGCAAGAAGAUGGAGAAAACGCUGAUGCUGGUGAAACUCCACCAGUAUUGAGUAAGACAACACCGAAGAAGGAGGCGAAACCGCAUCACAAGCUGAACCAGAAGCAAAUCAAGCCGUUGAACAAGAAGCCGAGGCUGAGCCAGAGCCUGAACCAAUGGAGACUUAAUACCCAUUCCCAGCCACUUUUAACCCCAUAA
Caenorhabditis briggsae is the source of this 5592-nucleotide messenger RNA. It is a transcript of the gene Cbr-let-418, whose product is annotated as Protein CBR-LET-418. Gene Ontology annotation, cellular component: chromatin; nucleus. Gene Ontology annotation, molecular function: histone binding; DNA binding; ATP hydrolysis activity. The record is from RefSeq and is a predicted model, not a curated record. Bases 1 to 5592 code for a protein of 1863 amino acids. The transcript is spliced from 7 exons. NCBI's taxonomy places the organism in Eukaryota, Metazoa, Nematoda, Chromadorea, Rhabditida, Rhabditidae. Gene Ontology annotation, biological process: negative regulation of transcription by RNA polymerase II; chromatin remodeling.